AUGGGUUCAUCGCAAUCAACCCCAGGUUCCACUUCUCCCGCAGAAGCCCAACGCAUCCUUCUGGAGAAGAUUCAGAAUAUGCAGCUUCAAACUGAGGAAGAUGAUUACAUACAUGUAAAUGAAAAGGGUGCUGCUUAUCAAGCUACUUCGCGAGCUCAGUGGACUCCUUUGAGUGCUGCGAGAGUUGAAAAAUGGGAGGAGGAACUCUUGAGUGAUCCUAAGAAUCGUCUAGCUCUUAGUGCUCUCAGCAGCGCCGAUCCACGAACAGUCCUCACAUCCCGCACCACCCUCAACCAAGAUCAACAAAUCUUUUCCGUCAAGAUACCUUUUGAGGGAGCUCCAAUAACUAAUCAGCGACAAUCAGGACGAUGUUGGUUGUUUGCCUCCACCAAUGUCUUUCGCGUCGCAUUGAUGAAGAGACAUAACCUCAAAGAAUUCGAGCUCUCUCAAGCUUAUCUAUUCUUUUGGGAUAAAUUGGAGAAGGCGAAUUGGUUUUUGGAGCAAAUCCUUGAUACGGUGGGAGAGGAUUUGGAUGGAAGAUUGGUGCAGCGAUUGAUGGAGAGUCCGGUUAGUGAUGGAGGACAGUGGGAUAUGGUUUACAACCUUGUCCAUAAAUAUGGUCUCGUACCCCAAGUUCUCUACCCAGAUAGCUUCAACGCUCAAACAUCUUCGGUGAUCAAUAGUAUUAUCACAACCAAGCUCCGAGAAGAUGCUCUCAAACUACGCGCUGCAGCUACUACAAAAUCUGCCUCUACUCUCAACAGUCUAAAAGAGCAUAUGGUUCGCCAAAUCCAUCUCAUCCUAACUCUUGCUUUGGGUCCACCACCUGCCUCUGAUACAGCUUUCACAUGGCAAUAUCUAGACAAAGAUGAUAAAGCUCAAGAGUUGAAAGUCACCCCCAUUCAAUUCGCCAAGGAGUUGAAUACCCCAAAAUCAAUCAGAAUCACCAAUUCCACAGUCCACGAUAUGUUCUCACUAGUCAACGAUCCUAGAAAUGAAUACAACACUCUCCUAACUGUCGAUCGUCUCGGUAAUAUCGUAGGCGGUCGUCCAAUCACAUAUGUGAAUGUUUCCAUGCCCGUCAUGAAAGCUGCUUGUGUUUCCAUGUUAAAAGCUGGUCUCCCAAUAUUUUUCGGCUCAGACGUCGGUAAAUACAGUAACUCCAAAUCCGGAGUCAUGGAUCUUGAUCUCAUCGAUUAUGAAUUAGGAUUCAAUAUCAAACUUGGAAUGAGUAAAGCACAACGUUUAAUGACGGGAGAAAGUGCAAUGACUCAUGCAAUGGUUCUUACAGCUGUACAUUUGGAUGAGGAAGGAAAGAGUGUUAGAUGGAGAGUUCAGAAUAGUUGGGGAGAGGGAGCAGGAACGAAUGGCUGGUUUGUAAUGAGUGAUGCGUGGAUGGAUGAAUUUGUUUAUCAGGCAGUUGUAGAACCGAGGUUUGUGGCAAAGAGCGUUAGGGAUGUGCUUGGGGGUGAAGCAAAGGUUUUGAACUUGUGGGAUCCGAUGGGUGCUUUGGCUUAA
Molecule: messenger RNA, 1518 nt
Organism: Botrytis deweyae
Lineage: Eukaryota; Fungi; Ascomycota; Leotiomycetes; Helotiales; Sclerotiniaceae
Exons: 3
Coding region: 1-1518 (505 amino acids)
Biological process (GO): L-homocysteine catabolic process; response to toxic substance; proteolysis
Cellular component (GO): cytoplasm
Molecular function (GO): cysteine-type aminopeptidase activity
Source: RefSeq, a predicted model, not a curated record